Thamnophis sirtalis is the source of this 1459-nucleotide messenger RNA. Lineage: Eukaryota; Metazoa; Chordata; Lepidosauria; Squamata; Natricidae. The record is from RefSeq and is a predicted model, not a curated record.
AUGGACCCAAAAUGGACUCAAAAUGGACCAAAAAGGACCAAAGUCGAACAAGGGAAUACAGUGGGUUUACAGCUAACCAUCGGUCACAAGAUGGCAUUGUCUUCUAUCAGUUACGUAGGAUGCUCCAUUUCCAUCUUCUGCUUGACUAUCACGCUGGUCACGUUUGCAAUUCUGUCCUCCGUCAGUACCAUCCACAACCAGCGUUAUCACAUCCAUGCCAAUCUUUCCUUUGCUGUCUUGGUGGCUCAGAUCUUGCUCCUUACCAGCUUCCAGUUUGAACCCGGGAUGGUGCCCUGCAAAAUCCUGGCGAUUCUCCUUCACUUCUUCUUCUUGAGCACUUUCGCAUGGAUGCUGGUGGAAGGCUUCCAUCUCUACAGCAUGGUGAUCAAAGUCUUUGGCUCGGAAGAGAACAAGCUCUUAUACUACUAUGGCAUUGGAUGGGGUGCUUUGGAAAAUAGCUUGACCGUCUCCACUCUGUGCUGUUGGCUGUCAUUGGAGAGCGGUGCCAUCUGGGCUUUUGUGGCCCCAGCUCUGUUCAUCAUUGUGGUUAAUAUCUGCAUCCUUAUUGCCGUGACCAGAGUAAUUUCGAGAAUAAGUGCUGAAAAUUAUAAGGUCCAUGGAGAGGCUAAUGCCUUCAAAUUGACAGCUAAAGCAGUUGCUGUUCUCCUGCCUAUCUUGGGAAGUUCAUGGAUCUUUGGCAUCCUGGCGGUGAAUGAACGAGCUUUGGUGUUCCAGUACAUGUUUGCAAUAUUUAACUCAUUGCAGGUCAGAGCUGCCUUUAAGCACAAAACGAAGGUGUGGUCACUAACCAGCAGCUCCAUCCGCAACAUCAAUGUGAAAGCUUUCAAUUCUGACAUUAUAACUGUAACCAAGCCCGCAACAACGCCAACCAAAGUCAACACUAAUGACAAAAGCAGUCAUUCUGGCAACAAGAUCGAUCUUUCCGCCGUCUGACAUCGGCCCCUGUUGGCCCUUCCUUCUGAGACCCAGGCAGACCACACCCUCAGGAUCUUCGAUUUGUUGCCUGACUACCUAUUACUCUCUGAGAAUUUGUUCCCGUAGGAAGCACCUCUUUACUUCCUUCCUGCUAAAUUGAGGAGGGGCAAAAUUGCCCAUUGGACUGAAUCCAUACUUUCAGAUUUUCUGGGCUUGGUGUGACCUCUUUUUGGCUGGGAGGACUAGCUAUAGAAUAGCCAAGGGACAUUUUACACUGGAUGGUCAUCUAAGCACUGGCAGGGAUGAAGCUGAGGAAGAUGGGUGGGGAAGCCCCAAAGGUGCUUUUUCAAGAGGCAGCUGGACUUUCUGGUUUUUCUUUGAAGACGUUUCACUUCUCAUCCAAGAAGCUUCUACAGCUGUGACCGACUGGUGCACUCAGAUGUUGGUGGUACACUUGUCCGCCCCAAGGAUAAAAUACCCAGACACAAACUGAGCAACGUUGUAUAUGCACUAUAAUGCAAUG